GUUAGUGUUUCGUGCUCGUCGAGUGUUGUUCUCGGUUUUUCCUCAACAUAAAACGAAAGUUUUUGUCACAGCACACACACAGUAUAUACACACGUACAUAUAUAUACGCCUAUAUAUGCUGAGUGCAUAUAUAUAGAUUGUUAUAUAUACAUAUUGAAUUCUAAUCAAAGCCGAUAUCUGUGCGCUGUGUGCUUUAACUAAAUCGAAUAACGUGUUUUAGUUUUCUAAAUGUGUAAUAUGUUAUAUUGAAGUGUGUCCCCGAUCCAAACCAAAUCAAAAAUUAAAUAUCCCAUUGAAGUGUCUUUGUUAAGAUCGAAAAUAGUAUCCAACAUAUCAAAACCGCAAAAUCAAAAGAAAAUAAACCGCAAAGUAGCUGAACGUAGGCUGUGAAAAUUGUAAUAUGUCCGGGCCACCGCCAUUUGGCAAUGGGCCACGUGGCUGGAAUCCACGGGCACCCAAUCCCGCCUCGCCGUCGCCCUCGUCCUUUUUGUACCGUCCGCCCUCGCCGUGGACAACAGCGCCCAGUCCGCCGCCCAUAAUAUCCGGACCGCGUCCCUAUGGUCAGGCCAUGUCGCCGGCGCCCCAGCUGCGUGGCCAGCGACCCAUUGGCAUCAGCAGCGGGAGCAGCGGCAACAUCAACAACACCAUGCCGCAUCCACGUCCACAAUGGCCUGGCGGCAAUCAAUCGCCCGCACCGUAUCAGCCGCCGGGCAUGUUUGAGCCGCCGCCGCCGAGCUAUGCGUAUGGCUCCGGUCCGCGUCCCUUUCGACCGGCACCGCUGCCGCACCAAAAUUCGUAUGGCGGCCAGCCGACCAGCUCGUUCCAGCUGUCGCCCACACCGUCGCCCAUUGUGUGCCAAACGCCCAGCUCGGACUUUACAUACAGCAGCAGCAGGCAGACGCCGCUGUCGCAUCAGCAUCAGCACCAGCAGCCGCAAUAUCCGCAACCGGCGCCACCGCCGCAAUAUCUGCGCCAGUCCGGCGCACCACCACUGCCACCACAACCGAGACAACACGGACAGGAUCAGAUCGAUUUUGUGGGCGUGCCCUUGGAGCCGCCACAGCCCAGAUCCUAUGUCGUCUACGACGAUGAGGAGGAGUUCAAAUUAUUUUUUUUAUAUGUUCAUUCAUUCAUUCAUAUUUGGCUCAAUUGGAAAAAAAAAAAACAAAAAUUGCCGAAAAAGAAGUUAUAAAUAGUUGUGUUCUAAAU
Messenger RNA from Drosophila mojavensis, 1209 nucleotides. Its product is annotated as leucine-rich repeat extensin-like protein 3. The transcript has 2 exons. Lineage: Eukaryota; Metazoa; Arthropoda; Insecta; Diptera; Drosophilidae. Bases 401 to 1192 code for a protein of 263 amino acids. The record is from RefSeq and is a predicted model, not a curated record.